UUUGAAGCCAUUACGCCAUGUUUCGCCCGUUGAAGCGGUAUGUUUUGCUAGCUGUAUWUUUCAUUCUCUCACAAGGUUAGUAAUUUUGUUAUCGGACAGCAAGUCGUUUAACUAUUUUUGCCAAAAUUGAAAACAACAUUAUUGCUCUUCAGCUCAGGAUCUCCAGUUCGGCAUGAACGAAUUCCCAACAGGAGAAAAAUACUUUAGCUGUGGAAAUAUCACUUUUAAGACUCCGUUCUCGUCAUCUGACGUGUACGUUCAUACUUCAUUAUAUAAUAAAGAUCCCACUGGAAACACUUAUGAAGCCGCGGUGAACUGGGUUGAGAAUGUCCAAGCAACAGGAUUUAAGRCAUGCGCGGUAACAUCCGGUCCGUACCGUGACAUGGCGACGUUARUUGUCAAUUGGAUGGCAUUUUCGCAAGUCCCACAAGGAUCUAAGGCUGGGCGGCACCWCUUAAGUAGCUUUGUAUCUGGAACUGCUUGUGAGACGGUMUACUUCCCAGAGAAAUUUGUAAGUUUCCCCGAUGUUUAUGCGACUAUUGUACACACACAUGCUAAUGAAAAACGAAAUGACGCAGCAACACUUUGGCUCGAGAACGUCAAAAAAUCUUCAUUUAAAAUAUGUCUUAGAGAGCUCAAAAACUUUAAUGGCGAACACAAAUCAUUUGAAGUGAGCUGGUUGGGCAUGGCUGAGAAGCCUGGACAUGGAAAUGCAAAGGAAAAGAAGAGGAUGAAAAUGCUAAACGACGGGCYGCCGAGAAAAUCACAAAAGUACAGUUUUUGCCAGAACUCAACUUUUGACUACAAGUUUUUUGAGCCUCCGGUGAUUAUCACCAGUGCCUCUCACACAUUUGACCCAGGGAACCCAAGAUCAAUUAACCCAAAGACUAAUACCAUGUCUAACUGGAUUGAGAACUUAGAUAUCAAUGGACUUCAAAUAUGCAUGAAAGAUGGUCAGAAACUGAGGGGAAAGCACACGCCGUURGACAUUACUUUUAUGGCACUUGGAGAUUAUGAUCCAUGCAUUGAAGUCGUUUGUGGUUUCUACGCUCAGUGUGUAGCCUUUGGACCUUCUGACGCUCGAUGUAUCUGUGACUUCUCGUGUCCGUCUUAUGAAGACAUGUUAUGCAGUUCUGCCGGUGUCACAUACAACAAUGAAUGCCUMUACAAGAAAGCAAUGUGCGAACACAAACAAAACAUUCAAAUUGCUCAUGCUGGAAGUUGCAGACCCUUUAUCCUACAGCGAGGACGUACCCAGGUCUCACUCGACAUUGYUGAUGUAAGGUGUACGGAUGUCACAUACGAGUCAAAUGAAUGGUAUACAUUAUUACCRAUCCACGUUCUUAUCACGGUCAAUUACGACGGACAAGGUCCUGGUAUUGUGCAUCAUGCAGUCAGUAGUUGGGUGGAAAGGAUAAGUCAUUCUAAAUUCACAGCAUGUGCACUUAAGGCUGGCAGAAAUGACGAGGAAACGAUUGCCUCUGGUCUAACUUACAUCGACUGGAUAGCCUUUCAAGGAUCUCCCAAGGGAGGGGUAGUUGGUGAGCAACUCAUUGCUGAUUGGUGGGAUGGAACCACAUGCAAAGCACUGUCUUUCCCAUUAGAGAAAUUUGAGAGUUCCCCAUUUGUAUUACUUAGUGCUGAACACACUCGUAUUGGUCUCAAGCACGACGCAGCCACACUAUGGAGUGAAGAUGUGACAGCGGGGAACUUCCGAGUGUGCAUGCGCGAGUUGCAGAACUUUGAUGGGCUACACCGAAACAUCAAUGUGAACUGGAUGGCAUACGAAUACCUUCCAAGAAACYUCUUCUCCGAACGAAGCUAUAUACACUUUGAUAACGCAGAGCUACCUCUAGAAGCAGAAAGACACGCACAUUGCAAGGCUGUGCAGUUUGGAGUUAUUUACGAAGAUGUUCCUACUGUCUUGCUGAGUGCUACCCAUAAUUCUAGUCGAUCUGGUUCUUUGAUACCAUUGCAUAACAGUAUAGCAUCGUGGAUCGAGAACAUUGACAAGCAUGGAUUUCGAGUCUGCAUCAAAGAACUCAAUAACGGCGGAAAAUAUGAUCCGGUUGAUAUUCAUUGGGCAGCUCUACCAGAAUGCAACAGGACCCUCCUGAAUCCAGUCAACUCGUCAGYAAUACCAGACUCUGCUGUUUCUGCGUCAUCUCAGCUUUCUCCAUCCACUCCAGCAAGGCUAUGUCGCAUUGUCAAGGAAGCCAAAAUUGAACCGUUUUCGUGGUGCGCCAACAGCACUAAUGAUCAGUGGUUACAAAUUGACCUUGGACAUCUACAUGUUGUAUCAGGCGUGGCUACUCAAGGCAGCUAUGAUCAAAAAGCCUGGGUCACAGAAUAYCAAUUGUCAUAUAGUAAAAACGMGUCUACAUUCAUCAUUUACAAAGAAAACAGUCUAGUGAGGGUACGUGAAAUUAAUUGACGGUUUUAGUGCAUAUAUUGCGCUUUUUAUUCAGUAGGAGACUUCGACAUCUGUUCUUUUAAAUAACAAUUCUUAUACGAUUUUUUUCUGGGUAUGGGAUGCUGAACUGAGAUUCUG
This is a messenger RNA of Exaiptasia diaphana, 2551 nucleotides long. RefSeq lists its product as uncharacterized. Lineage: Eukaryota; Metazoa; Cnidaria; Anthozoa; Actiniaria; Aiptasiidae. Gene Ontology annotation, molecular function: protein binding. The transcript is spliced from 12 exons. Bases 173 to 2434 code for a protein of 753 amino acids. The record is from RefSeq and is a predicted model, not a curated record.